AUGGAAAAGCAACAUUCCAAAAUAAAUACAGAAAAUAAAAAAGAAAUUGGUGAAAUAAAAGCAAAAAUUUAUGAUUUUAGUUGUGAUUUAUCUCAGCGUAUUAGCGAUUUUCAAAAUUUAAAUAAAACUUGCUAUCAAAAAAUCGAUGAAUUAGAAAAAAAAAUAUCUGAAAAAGUUGGCGUUGAAUCUGAUAACUUUUAUCAUAUAUAUUAAAUAUUUUGAAAUAAUUUUAUAUUAGUCUGCUAUUUUUUUCUGCUCAAAGAUAAGGCUGAUCAGUUAUUUAAAGAUGAUUGUUAAAUUAAAUUAUGUUUAUUAUAACUGAAAAGUAAUAAAGAAUUGAAUUCUUAUAUAUAAGCACCUUAAAUAUUUGAAUUUAAAUAAGGAAAACAGCAUAAUUAAAAAUAAAUUUUGUUAACUGCUAUAAAUUUCAUUUUAAUUGUUAUAUUGUAUAUCUUACAAUUAAUCUUAGAAAGAGUAAGAUAAAAAGCGAAUUAAAUGCGUUUGUAUUAAAGAAAAGUUUCCUAACUGAGAUUAACAAUUUAUCCCUAGGCAUAGCCGUAUUAAAGGAAAGUUUCCUAACUGAGAUUAAUAAUUUAUCCCUAGGCAUAGCAGCAGUAAACCAAACGCUAGAUACUGAUAGAGCAAAGUCUAAAGAAAUAGAAAAUAAAUAUAAAGCUGAAAUAUCAAAACUGAACAAAAUAAUCAAUGAAAUUGGAAAAGAAAUCACAGAUAUGGCCAAAACAAUUAGUUAUAUAGAUGAUGUCAAUCAAAUUGAAUCAAAAUUACCAUCUAGCAUAAAAAAAAAUGCCAAAAUUGAUGCAAAAACAAAUCCUUUGGAGAAGAGUCAGCUUAAAUAGAUUAAAAAUAAUUCCCUUUAAUAGCACCAUAGUUUGGUAGUUUCGAAUUUGAUCCCACAAAAACUAAUAAUUUUGUUCGGACUAAAUUGUAAUUUUAGCGGGCACUAGCUCAAUACAGAUAUGACAAAUAAGGGGAAAAAAAAUUGAAAAAACACUUAUUAGCAACCCCUAUCGGCGAAUUUAACAACUAAACAGCCAAAAUACACUGAAACGAGGCGCAGAGCAAUUGAACUAAUUUCAGUUUGUAAGGCAAGCAAAGCAAAUAUAUAGUGCAAUGCCAUUUUAUUGAAGAGUCAGCCGAUGCAAAAUAUUUCAUCCUAUUCUCCUAGAGAGAAAACUUCGCUAUCCAAUAGCCAAAUGGCACUUGAAAUAAAUACUGCAGCUGAAGAGUGCAGCAACUCAAAGCACAACACUGGCUAUCAUUUAUCAGAAUGUCCUAAAACCAUUGUCUUGAUUGCCUUAAAAAAUAUAUUAACGAAAGAAAUGGCCUACAAAGAAAGUUUUAUUGCCAUCAUGGAAUAA
This is a messenger RNA of Blepharisma stoltei, 1379 nucleotides long. Lineage: Eukaryota; Ciliophora; Heterotrichea; Heterotrichida; Blepharismidae. The record is from the annotation of a GenBank genome assembly.